Messenger RNA from Pelobates cultripes (western spadefoot toad), 346 nucleotides. The record is from the annotation of a GenBank genome assembly. Lineage: Eukaryota; Metazoa; Chordata; Amphibia; Anura; Pelobatidae.
ACAAGACUGGUCUCACAUCACAGCCAUCAAACAUCCGGAUGGCACAACAAAAUCAAAACCAACAGAAAUUGCGACGGUCUUUGAAGAAUUCUACGAACAACUAUACAACCACACACCAGACGGGAACUCCCAACAUGGACAAGAGGAGAAGCAUAUUUUAAAUUAUUUAGACGGCUUAAGUAUGACCAAAUUGAAUGGAGAGGUAGCGAGUAGCCUAGCGGCAGAAAUCAGCGAAGACGAGGUUGACAGAGCCAUAUCGAGUUUGAAGGGUAACAAAACACCAGGGCCAGAUGGAUUCAAUGGGACGUACUACAAGACCUUCAGAGAGGAGCUCACACGCCAACUG